Molecule: messenger RNA, 1194 nt
Organism: Aplysia californica (California sea hare)
Lineage: Eukaryota; Metazoa; Mollusca; Gastropoda; Aplysiida; Aplysiidae
Product: cyclin-dependent kinase 1
Exons: 8
Coding region: 16-1065 (349 amino acids)
Biological process (GO): mitotic G2 DNA damage checkpoint signaling; G2/M transition of mitotic cell cycle; protein phosphorylation
Cellular component (GO): nucleus
Molecular function (GO): ATP binding; cyclin-dependent protein serine/threonine kinase activity; RNA polymerase II CTD heptapeptide repeat kinase activity
Source: RefSeq, a predicted model, not a curated record
AACGCCACCUUGAGAAUGUUUACUACUAACAACGAGGAAGAACCUCCGAUUGGCCAGUUCGAACAAGCCGCUCUCUCUCACUUGAAUUCAGAACGAUUCUCUGAACACGAUUACUUUCAAGACCAAGCAGUUGGAGGCCCAAUUAUGGAUGAGUACUCAAAAAUCGAAAAGAUUGGUGAAGGUACCUAUGGUGUGGUGUACAAGGGCCGUCACAAAAAAUCAAAUCGUUUGGUGGCUUUGAAGAAAAUUCGUUUGGAAAAUGAAGAGGAAGGAGUCCCUUCUACGGCCAUCAGAGAGAUUUCACUGUUGAAAGAGCUGGAGCACCCAAACAUUGUGAUGCUGGAGGAUGUGUUGAUGCAGGAGGGUAAGCUGUACCUGGUGUUUGAGUUUCUCUCCAUGGACCUCAAGAAAUACAUGGACAGUCUGCCCAAGGACAGACUCUUGGACUCACAGCUUGUGAAGAGCUACCUUUAUCAGAUCACAGCGGGCAUUUUGUUUUGCCACAUGAGGCGUGUCCUUCACCGCGACUUGAAGCCACAGAACUUGCUCAUCGACGACAAAGGAGUGAUCAAACUGGCAGACUUUGGACUGGCCAGAGCCUUUGGGGUCCCUGUCAGAGUUUACACACACGAGGUUGUGACUCUGUGGUACAGGGCACCAGAGAUCUUGCUGGGCUCACAACGGUACUCCAUCGCCACCGACAUCUGGAGCAUCGGGUGUAUUUUCGCUGAAAUGGUCAACAAAAGACCUCUCUUCCACGGGGAUUCAGAAAUUGAUCAACUCUUCCGCAUUUUCAGAACCCUGCAGACCCCGACUGAGGAGACGUGGAAGGGCGUGACUCAGCUACAGGACUACAAGAACACCUUCCCCAAGUGGACAGAUCCCAACCAGCUUGCCAACAGUGUCAAACAGUUGGAUGAGGACGGUCUUGAACUGCUUAAGGAAAUGCUGAUCUAUGAUCCUGCUGUGAGAAUAUCAGCCAAGAAAAUUCUGAAGCACAAGUACUUCGAUGACCUGGACAUAAGCAACCUGCCACCGGGAACGGUCCCGAAAGAAAUUUUGUGAAUAAAGGUGCGGGCCUGGUAAAGGGAGAUAAAUUGUCUUUUGUAUGGAAGUAAUGUGUACACGUGAUAUACGGGUGGAUAAGUAUUUGUCUUUGAGAGUACACCUGUGCAGGCAAAGAGAGAGAGAAAG